Messenger RNA from Penicillium lagena, 1161 nucleotides. RefSeq lists its product as uncharacterized. The transcript has 2 exons. NCBI's taxonomy places the organism in Eukaryota, Fungi, Ascomycota, Eurotiomycetes, Eurotiales, Aspergillaceae. The record is from RefSeq and is a predicted model, not a curated record. Bases 1 to 1161 code for a protein of 386 amino acids.
AUGGCUCAAGCACCGCCCACCUUCACCCCGGACAGCGAAUUCGCCGACCUGCAAACCCCCCGCGGCCCCAGCAGCGGGAGUCUGUCGGUGUCGGCCUUGGCACGGUUCGAAUUCGAGGCUGGCAAGGGCAACGAGGGGACCAAGAUCCUCAUGAUCGAAUGGGAGGACGAUGACCUGUCUCGUUCCGCGGCGGAAGGAUCAUGGCAUGUUUCCUGGACCGGGAAGACGACUGUUUUGCCCGCCGAUGAGCGGCCAAGUGAUAGCGUCCGUCGGGUUUACUUCCUGCUUCCGCCAAACACGACUAUUCCUCCAGUCGUGACCCUUUCAUAUGAGCAUCGGUCUACAACCACAGAGACUACCACCACUACCACCACCCCGCUAUCAAAAAGCAAGGAUACCUUCCAACUCAACCCGCUACCAGCUAUCUUCCCCCCGGAACUCGGGGCAACGGGCCGCUCGGCGGGCAAGAAGGGCGUCCUGCAUACAAUCUGGGCGAAGAAACGGUUGCGCGUGCUGGACCACGAGAUCCGGGAGGAGUUUCUGAACAAUGCGGAGGGAGUUGCGUUGCACAUGGCAAUUCAAGAGAAGGAAUGGAUUGAGUCGAAUUUCGGAGUCAUAUCUGGUGCUGUCGACGCCGUGGCUAGCAGUCACGAGUCGUCCACCUCGUCCUCUGUUUACCCCAUGGCUCCCGCCACGCCCGUGUCGCCAGUUAGUGGACGAAAGCUGAGCGAGAAGCUCAAGGGCUUGAAGCUGCAGACAAGUGAGAAAGACUUGACCGCGAAUGAUGAUCCCGACUCAGCACACCUUCUCUCGCCGCAAUCGCCCGACGUAGCCGUCUCCUCCUUCAACUCAUUCCGCAACGUGAACCGAGCCAUGCACUCGAUGCCGACCCCAGACACAAACCCCACCCCAACACCAAGCACGCAAAUCAAUGCCUCAGAACCCAAUCCGCUCAAGCCCGCCGUCGCCCAUUUCCCGCCGGCAUCUCUCCAAGAAGCGCAGCAGGACACCACCAGCGUAACCGGCUUCGCGGCCCUGGCUCCGAUAGUGCGCGAACCCAUGGCGCGCACCUCGAGCGCAGACUCGGGCGAGGAGCUCUUCGCCAAAGCGCUCAGUCCGCGCUCGCCGGAUCUGCCGCGGAGCCCAUUCUCAUUUGCUUAA